This is a messenger RNA of Penicilliopsis zonata CBS 506.65, 1871 nucleotides long. RefSeq lists its product as hypothetical. NCBI's taxonomy places the organism in Eukaryota, Fungi, Ascomycota, Eurotiomycetes, Eurotiales, Aspergillaceae. The coding region runs from base 95 to 1726 and encodes 543 amino acids. The record is from RefSeq and is a predicted model, not a curated record. The transcript has 10 exons.
UUGAGAUAUUCAAUUCAUCCGCUCAAGUCCUGGGGCCGUCUACUGCAGAGAGAAGUCGUUUCUUAUUGAAUGACAAAGUUUAUUUUCUCCGUGUAUGAUGGCGUCGUCCCCCUUCCUGGGCCCCAAGCGCCCAUUUGUGAAGACAAUCAUCAUUGGUGCGGGUUUCUCUGGCCUGGCAAUGGGCUGUAAGCUGAAGGCAGUUGCCAAAUCCGAUGAUUUUGUCAUCUACGACCAAGCCGAUGGCGCAGGAGGAACUUGGUGGGCAAACAAAUACCCUGGAUGUGGCGUGGAUAUACCUGCUGUCCUCUACAGCUUGUCGUUUGCCCCAAAUCCAUCCUUUUCAAGGCUAUUUCCCAAGCAAAAGGAAAUUCUCCAGUACUUUAAUGAUGUUGCUGACAGGUUUGAUGUGACGAGACACUUUUGCUUCAAUAUUCGCUGGGAAAGGGCGUACUGGCAAGAUGAGUCCAGCACGUGGUUGGUCGAGAUGAAGGACUUGACUUCGGGCCAAGCCUUUCAGCACGAGUGCUCUGUGCUCAUUUCCGCCGUCGGGGGCGUGUCGAUACCGAAUAUUCCGAAGCUGCAGGGGAUGGACGGCUUCGAGGGAGACAUCGUUCAUACGGCUCGGUGGAAAGACGAUCUAGCUCUGAAGAACAAAGAUGUGGUUGUGAUAGGGAACGGCUCAUCGGCAUCUCAGCUCAUCCCAACCAUCAUCAAAGAUGCAAAGUCUGUCACGCAAUUCAUCCGGACUCCGCAACACUAUAUGAAGAGUCAAGAUAGAGCUGUUGGCAGCCUGUGGACACUUCUUUUCCGCUUCGUUCCGGGUUUGCUCAGACUGAUACGGGCUGCAACUUUUCUCUACUUGGAAACCAGCCAUGCGCAGUUCAAUCUGACCAGGUAUGGAGCCGAGAUGAGGGCCAAGUCACUUCAGUUAAGUGAUCUCUAUGUGAGAAUGACCGCUCCAGUGAAAUAUUGGGGACUGCUGACGCCAGCUCACGAUCUCGGGUGCAAGAGAAGGGUCUUCGAUAAUGAUAACUAUCUCGAAUGUCUGAAUCGUGAUAAUAUCCAUCUUACUGAUGACCCCAUCAUCGCUAUUGAGCCUCGAUCUGUGCUUACCAAUUCUGGGCUCAGUUAUCCUGCUGACACUAUUGUAUUCGCAACUGGCUUUUCUUUAUCACAGUUUGAUAGCUUGCUCGUUGGCCGAUACGGAUAUACUCGUGAAAUGCACAGGAAGACUUACGGGACUGUUGAGGCUUUCAAAACAGUUGCAAUGGCAGGCUUUCCUAAUUUCUUCUACAUCUUGGGCCCUCAUUCGGGAAAAGGGCACACUUCGACUUUGUACGCAGCGGAGAACUUCGUUGAUUUGAUCUUACGGGUCACGAAGCCAAUUUUCGAGGGAAAGGCUUCUUCUGUGGAAGUCAAAUUCGCAGCUGAACAGAGGUUUCACUUUGAGAUACAAGGUGCCUUGAAAAACACAGUGUUCACCGGUUUAUGUAACAGUUGGUAUAUUGAUGGAAAGACUGGAAAGAACUGGUUCAUCUAUCCAUGGAACUCUCUGAUUCUGUGGUUCUCUACGCAUUUCGGCGGCGGCAGUGAUUGGACGUACAAUUACAAUACCAGAACCAAGGCAAAUGGUUUCCAUUUUGGAAUUCUCAGCGUCUCGACUACUGUAACCAUCCUGCUUCUAGGGAGAAUUCUUCUGGCGCUUGUCGGAACCAACAAGACAUGAUCGGCGACCUGGUGUAGCAGAAGCCCCGAGUUCUCUUGAAAUAACAGAUAGUGGUCAGAGAAUUGAAAUUGACUGUGUUUGAAUGCCUCAUUGGAGCUCCAAGUCCUUCCAUUUCAUGUCAUUGGCUACUAACUACCAGUGAAUC